Gymnogyps californianus (California condor) is the source of this 1031-nucleotide messenger RNA. RefSeq names its product transcription factor JunD-like. Gene Ontology annotation, biological process: regulation of cell cycle; regulation of cell population proliferation; regulation of transcription by RNA polymerase II. NCBI's taxonomy places the organism in Eukaryota, Metazoa, Chordata, Aves, Accipitriformes, Cathartidae. Gene Ontology annotation, molecular function: DNA-binding transcription factor activity, RNA polymerase II-specific; RNA polymerase II cis-regulatory region sequence-specific DNA binding; transcription factor binding. Gene Ontology annotation, cellular component: transcription regulator complex. The record is from RefSeq and is a predicted model, not a curated record.
AUGAGCGGCGGGCGUAGCGGGCGAUCCGCCGUGAAGAUGGAGGCGCCGUUUUACCCCGAGGAAGGACUGGAGCUGCUACCCGACUUCCCGGCGGGCGGCGGCGGGGCGACGGCGGCGGCCCGCGGCGGCCCGGAGGCCGCGCUGGGCUCGGCUGCGGAGCUACCGCUGCUUAAACUACCGCCGGCCGCCGACCUGGAGCAGCUGCUGAUCCAGGGGGCCGGCGGAGCCGCGGCGGCGGGGCCGUUUCUCUACCGGCAGCCAGUGACGCAGGAGCAGGAGGGUUUCGCCGACGGUUUCGUUAAGGCCCUGGCCGACCUGCACAAGCAAAACCAGCUCCUGGCGGCGCCGCCGCCGCCGCUCUCCACGCCGGGACCCUGCUGCACCGCCCGCCCGGGGCCGCCGGGAGCCCCCGCCGCCGCCGACCCGCCGGCCGUCUACACCAACUUGAGUGGCUUCAACCCCGCGGGGCCGCUGAGCCCCUCGGGCAGCGCCUACCCCGCCGCCUCCGCCCCGCCGCCGCCGCCGCCGCCGCCCGGUCGGCUGCCGCCGGCGCGGUCCCUGGAGGAGCCGCAGACGGUGCCCGAGGUGCCGCCGUCGGCGGGCGGGGAAGGCGGCAGCAGCGCGCCGACGCCGCCGUCGCUGUCGCCGCUGGACGCGGAGAGCCAGGAGCGGCUGAAGGCGGAGCGCAAGCGGCUGCGGAACCGCAUCGCCGCCUCCAAGUGCCGCCGGCGGAAGCUGGAGCGCAUCGCCCGGCUGGAGGAGAAGGUGAAGGCGCUCAAGGGGCAGAACGCCGAGCUGGCCGCCACCGCCAACCUCCUCCGCGCCCAGGUCACCCAGCUGCGCCGCGUCCGCAGCCACCUCUCCUCCGGCUGCCACAUCAACGCCGCCGGGCAUCCUCCCCCCGCCGCCGCCGCCGCCGCUCAGCCCCGGGAGGCGCCCCCCGAGGCGGCCGCCGCGCCGGAGACCAGCGCCUGCUGAGGAGGGACGCCCCGCCGCCAGCCGGCCCCAUCCCCGCCCGCCGCCGGGGCGGC